This is a messenger RNA of Lindgomyces ingoldianus, 1032 nucleotides long. RefSeq lists its product as uncharacterized. The record is from RefSeq and is a predicted model, not a curated record. Lineage: Eukaryota; Fungi; Ascomycota; Dothideomycetes; Pleosporales; Lindgomycetaceae. Bases 1 to 1032 code for a protein of 343 amino acids. The transcript is spliced from 4 exons.
AUGCAGACGGUGCGAGGAAGCCCUGUUAAGCCAGAGAAAGUGCUCGCCAGCGUAUGGGACGCGGAUGAGGACGAGUUCGAUCGUUGGCCUGUGCAAGACCAGUUUGUAGCCCGCCUACUCAGAACCCCAACAGAAAGAGGUAACAGCAAUGAAUACGCCAAACAGCUGGAGAUGUCCACUGUCAACAGGUACCUAUCAGUUUACGGCUCUUUCCACCGCCAAGCUACUACCACGCAACGCGGAUCUUCGUUGGGAGUUUAUGGAUCUAGCGGUGAUUGGCACGAAGAAGAAUCGACCGAAGACCCCGAAGCCUACGAGGCCCAAGCUACCAUUAUGGAACUACAAGAUCCUGAAUCGGGCCACGUGAUCGGAGGAGACAAGAAUGACGAGCUCAUGUCACAGUUCUUUUCUGGGAGGUAUCGGAGUCUACCGCCCACCACUCCGGCUCGACACAUGCACGUGGUGGAAGCCCAAGACUUCAUUGAGACUGAAGAUCGUGUUGUCCUUUCCGUUCGCCCUCGUCUCUGUGAUGGAGUUGCGACCGUUCUCUUUAAGACCUCUCCGAACUGCCUCGAUGCAUUCCUAAAUCCUCAAGUGAAAGUCUUCGAAUGGCGGCGCGAUGUGACUCGCCCGAGAAACCACUGUCUGUCGGGAGUAAUUCGGAGAGUUGGAAAUGAGGUUCUCUGCAGGUGGGCGUACUAUGUGAAGUCCACAAUCGACUUCUCUGGGAAGUGGUCGGAAAUCUACGCGAAUGUGGGUACUGGAACGACUAAGAGGACGAGCACAGGCCCAGCUUUGGAUGAAUUCGAGCCUAGCAAUCCCCCUCCCGAUGGUGUGAGUCCGACUGAUCCACUGUACACACUGUUUGCCGGAAGAGAUUUAUCUAGGUACAUGUUGAACUAUGAAUUCUGGGACUUCAUCGAGUGUAAAGGAAUGGUGGUCGAGUGGGAGGUGGACGGCAUUAUUAGCAAGGGGACGAUGAAGCGGAGAACCAAUGAAGGCAGGAACGACGAAGCUGGGAACGAUGAGUAG